CCAUUCAGUGAACACACCGCGUUAUGACUCUUUUCAUUUGUUUCAUCUAAUUGCUUUUGUAUUCAUGUAUUUUAGUAUUAGGCAGUGUUUAAAUUAUUUUAUACAACCCCAUCAAUAUGCCAAUAACAAUAGGAUUUUUACAUGGGACCGGAUUAAUCGUUUUCCCUUUAUUUCUUAUGGGGAAAAAAUGGUAUACGUCCUGUUUGGUAUAGUCCAAGGAUCUGGAACGGAUUAAAGACGUAAAUCGAGAUGAACAGGCCAGCCGCAAAUCGUGCGCUCUGGGUGCUCCUCCCCCCGCGGAGCGCUCACAGUACUCGGGAUGCUGCUGCUCCGAGCAGGUGUCACGAUGCUGGUGGCUCUGAUCUUCCUGGCUGUGCUCCGGGAAGCUGACCUGGGAGGACACGAAGCCCAGGUUGUACAUAUCAGUGCCGACUUUUCCCGUGUGCGGGCAAAAGUCAACCAGCGCUUUCUCUCCGUCGCCAUCGACUCAAAUUUGGCUACGGAAGAGAAGUUCAUGAAACUUUUACGGUCGCAGAAGCUCCGGACCCUGGCACAGGCGCUGUCUCCUGCCUUUCUGCGGUUCGGUGGUAACAAGCAGGACUUCAUGGUUUUCAACCCCGAUGAAGCCCCGCUAGACACGCCGGACUUCCCAAGAGGCGGACCAUCUGCAGGAGCUGCACACCCGUGUGAUGGGCUGGUCCUGCCUGCGGACCUGGAGGAGAGUCUGAAGCAAGAUUGGCCUCGACAGCAGUUGCUUCUCCAGGAAGAGGAAACCGUGAGCAGCUAUGGAAAUAUCAAGUUCUCAGGAGAUGCGAUGGACCUGCUGUACACUUUUGCAAACUGCUCGGGCUUCGACCUCAUCUUCGGGCUCAAUGCUGUUCUCCGGACCAAAGCCAAUGAGUGGGACAGCCGCAACGCAGAGACACUGCUAGCCUACUGUGAGCAGAAGGGGUACAACAUGUCCUGGGAGCUGGGCAAUGAGCCCAACAGUUAUUUGAAGAAAGCUGGUAUUCGCUUGGAUGGACACCAGCUGGGUGAGGACUUCAUGCAUCUCCACAGGAUCCUGCAGGCAUCUAGACUGUACCGUGAUGCCAGGCUGUAUGGGCCGGAUAUCAGCCAGCCCCGUGGCCAUCGGAUGGACCUCCUGGAGAAGUUUUUGAAGAGUGGAGCAGAGGCCAUCAAUGCAUGUACCUGGCACCACUACUACGUAAAUGGCAAAGAGACGUCACUGCAAGAUUUCCUUGAUCCAAAUGUGCUGGACAGUCUGAUGGCAAAAACCAAUGAAGUCCUUCAGAUCGUUGACCACGUGUCCCCAGGAAAGAAGGUGUGGCUUGGGGAAACGAGUUCAGCCUAUGGAGGCGGGGCUACCGGCUUGUCAGAUAGGUUCCUUGCAGGAUUCAUGUGGCUGGACAAGCUGGGCCUGGCUGCAAAGCUGGGCUUAGAUGUGGUCAUCAGGCAGGUUCUCAUUGGCGCGGGGAAGUACCAUCUGGUGGACAACAAUCUGGACCCCGUUCCUGAUUAUUGGCUGUCGGUUCUGCACAAAAGGCUGGUUGGCUCGGAGGUAUUAGAUGCAGCCUUCAGCUCAGGGGUCCAGAAUGGUCGACUGCGGGUCUACCUGCACUGCACCAGGAGGGACAGGCCGGACUUCAGGAGUGGCUCCGUCACCCUAUUCGCCCUGAACCUGGAUGAGGCCAUGGUCCAGCUCGCCUUGCCUCAUCACGUGGCUAACAGCAGCGCUCAGGCCUUUGUGUUAGAGGCAGGUGGGUCCAAUCCAGGGAAGCUGCAGUCCAGGUCGGUACGGCUGAAUGGAAAGGUGCUGAAGAUGGUGAAUGAUACUACCCUCCCCCCACUGCUGGGCACCACCCUACCUCCCGGCCAGCCCCUCCGGCUUCCUGGCUACUCCUUCGCCUUCUGGGUGCUGAAGGAUGCGGGAGCCCCAGCCUGCUCCUGAACAGGCAGCUCAGUUCCCCCAGACCUCAGCCAAAGAACAGAUGUUCUUUAGACUGAUAUGCAGAAAAAUGCUUUGUGUCUCCCUCCUGGCUUGUCACAUGGUUAUUAAGCACCAAUCAGCAAACGCCUUCCGUUUAAGAUCAACAAACAGCCACGCAGCCAUUUUGUCAUUUAGUGAUAAGUCAGAUUUAUUUCCCUUUGCCAGCAGUCUUAGGAGAUGGUCCCAGCUCAGGGCACUAUGCAAAAACAGUAAUGUCUCAGUGCUAGAAUCAAUCUCUGCAUUUCAUAUGGUCACAGCCGGGGGGGGGACAUGGGACACUGUGAGGGGUGCGUCUGCUUUAAUACAAAAACCAAGGUCUUACCAAACUUUUAUUUCCCUUAUUGUUGAAGGUCUGCGUUCUAGUGCAAAGUGCAGUUUUGAAUCAGGUGUGUUGAAAGUGUAUCGUAAUGGAUUGUCCCCUGGUAAUGUUUACAUUUUUUACCACUUUGAUUUUUGUGAUAACUGAGCAAUCUUUAUGUACUUUUACAGGCACAGCUUAAGCAAUGACAGUGAUUGUUAUGUAAAAGAUUGGUAAAAUGAUAAAAGCAAUUCACGCACUUUUAAGCACGCAGUAUUUCAUCAUGGCGGUCAGAUACACAUCCAGGCAGCUGCACUUAAACUUUCUGUUUACCAGCAGCCCGCAUCAGAUUUAUAAAAAAAAAAAAAAAAAAAACUCUUUAUUGACUUGCAGCCCUCGAUGGCAGGAGAGGUCAGGGGUCAGUGACAUUGCGUGCAGAGCAUAGAUGGCCGGAACACUUGACACCUGCGGCCCCCUCACUCUUGCUCCUCUCCAUGCGUGAUGAUGUAACAAAGGGAUUUGUAGUCUAAGUUUCCUGAUGUGUCUAUGUUGGAGGACUGGAACAUCUGGUUGACCUGUAGGUGGUGGCGGGGAGAGUCAGAGUGAAAGAAUGCAGAGCUGCCAUUAAAGUGAGAAGGAUAGGUACUGCUAGGGACGUACUUCCUCAGCCGUGAACUUAUCGGCCUGUGUCAUCAGGAGGUGCUGCAAUCUGCGGAACAACAGUAGUCAGAGGCAUUGGACAGGGAUGAUGUCAGUGCACUUAUUGAAUUUUCAUGAGUCUAACUGAAAAUUGUGGAAGGAUUUCUGAGGGAAAUAGGUGUGGGGUAGCUUGGGUGGGCUCUUAGUGGGGUUCACUACAGAUUCACACCGGAAACCUCAGAAACUCACUGGAGGGAUACAAAUAUAAGUCUCACCCCAAGAAGUGCAGUGCAUGGCAGUGUACAUUGCAGUGUAUACUCAGGAUGCAAUGCUGAACCGUCUCAACAAAGCCUUUGCUGAAAAGUAGGAAAUCUGCCAUGGCAGUGAGUUUCACGGCUAGCAGAGCCUGCUUAGCUUAGCGGGUCUCUCUGUACGCAGCCUGUUAGAGAAAUAGGUACUUUUUUUAUUGUCAUUUUGCUAGAUGCCAUUUCUUAGAAAUAACGCCCUGCAGCAGCUUGAUCUUAAUUUAGCAAUAACUCUUCUUAAGAACUGUCGCUUGAAUAUCUCCACCCCAUACAUGGUGAUAAACAAUGUUGAAUGUUAUUUGCAUAUCCUGUUUGUGUACCUCAAUAAAAGACACUGCGAGGGGAGUUCCUCUUUCGAAGUUGGCUGAGUUCGACUGAGAGGCUGACACCUCGAAGUCAGGACCAGACUUCCCUUGCAGCAAGUAAAAAAUCA
Brienomyrus brachyistius is the source of this 3665-nucleotide messenger RNA. RefSeq names its product heparanase (gene hpse). Gene Ontology annotation, molecular function: hydrolase activity, acting on glycosyl bonds. Gene Ontology annotation, cellular component: membrane; extracellular matrix. The record is from RefSeq and is a predicted model, not a curated record. The transcript is spliced from 14 exons. The coding region runs from base 320 to 1951 and encodes 543 amino acids. NCBI's taxonomy places the organism in Eukaryota, Metazoa, Chordata, Actinopteri, Osteoglossiformes, Mormyridae.